Messenger RNA from Sycon ciliatum, 3148 nucleotides. RefSeq lists its product as uncharacterized. The record is from RefSeq and is a predicted model, not a curated record. Gene Ontology annotation, biological process: L-arabinose metabolic process. Bases 322 to 2700 code for a protein of 792 amino acids. Lineage: Eukaryota; Metazoa; Porifera; Calcarea; Leucosolenida; Sycettidae. The transcript is spliced from 4 exons. Gene Ontology annotation, molecular function: alpha-L-arabinofuranosidase activity.
UGUACAGACCGUGACGUGCAGUCAUCAAUCUCGAAAAGCAGAACAACGUUGCAGGAAAGAGAAAUACACUUCGCAGUCUGGUAUACCAUUAUCUAACGUUGGAACUGGAGGGACGACGAAGAACUCGGCAAUAAUUUACUCAGAUUUGGCUGCUUGCUCAGCUGGUGGUUGGUUACCUUUCUCCCAUGCACCGGAUGGUGGCUCGCAAGGCAUCACCGUAGUUUGCUGCUAAAAGCAAAUCCUUCUCAUUGCCGGACACGAUCACGUCGCCGGUAUUCCUCGCGAUUUCUCUGGGAGGGCAGGAACGCCUACGAUCUCAAAAUGAGUCCGAACAUGCUGGCUAUGGCCGCGUUGCUCACUAGCACGACUGUUGCUCUUGCGUCCCAUCAAGGCGCAGGACAGCUAAACAUUGAGGAGUUUCCGAUGGUCGAUGUGCAGUUGACGAUGGGAUCCGCUUUCAUGCAAGCCACAGAGCUAAACUUGGAGUAUUUGCUGAUGCUUGAACCAGAUAGGUUGCUGUACAGUUUUCGUGUGACUGCAAACCUUAGCACUCAAGGAGCUCAGCCUUAUGGUGGAUGGGAGGCACCGGACGUUGAGCUUCGAGGUCAUUUUGUUGGUCAUUACCUGAGCGCAACAGCAAUGAUGCGGGCUUCCACACAAAAUGCAACGAUCAAGAAGAACAUGGACUAUGUAGUUUCUGAGCUGAAGAAAUGCCAAGAUGCCAUGAAGACAGGCUACCUUUCAGCUUUCCCCACGUCCUGGUUUGACCGACUAGAGAACCUGAAAGGUGUGUGGGCUCCAUACUACACUAUUCACAAGAUCAUGGCCGGGCUAUUCGAUCAGCAUCGCCUCGCUAGCAAUCCUGAUUCGCUGAACAUGGCCGUGGCUAUUGCCAAGUACUUCUAUGCACGUGCCACACGCGUCAUUGCACAGAACACAUCAGCACUGUGGGAGCAGAUCAUCAACGACGAGUUCGGAGGCAUGAAUGAAGUUCUCUACAACCUAUACAAGGAAACUGGAGAGGCUGAUCUGGCGGACUUUGCGCAUCUCUUUGACAAGCCGGUUCUGAUGGGGCCAUUGGCUGUCAAUGCGGACCUGCUCACCGGACUUCAUGCAAACACUCACAUCCCGGAAGUCAUCGGAGCUGCGAGGAGAUUUGAAGUUCUGCAAGAUCCCACAUACUCGGACAUUGUGACGUAUUUCCUACACCUGAUCAACGCUACUCGCAGCUAUGCGACAGGAGGAAGCAAUAGUGGAGAGCACUGGGGGAAACCCCAUCGCCUUGGGGACACACUCGGGCCAGCAACCGAGGAGACGUGCACAACAUACAACAUCUUGAAAGUGGCACGGCAUCUAUUCAAGUGGACCGGCAGUGCCGCGCUGGCCGACUUCUAUGAACGUGCGCUGCUCAAUGGUAUCAUGGGAGUACAGCGGCCAGGAAACCCCGGCGUGUCUCUCUACAUGCUGCCACUUGGCGCAGGCAAUAGCAAGCCUGCUGCUGCUCACGGCUGGGGAACGCCGUUCGACAGUUUCUGGUGCUGCUAUGGCACUGCGGUGGAGAGCUUCUCCAAGCUGACCGAUUCCAUCUUCUUUAAGACGAACAACACACUGUAUGUCAAUCAGUAUGUCAACUCCAUGUUGCACUGGGACCCGUCUCAGGCAAUCUAUGCUGAACUCAAGUCAAACUUUCCUGUCCCUGAGUGGUCUGGCCGUUCUAAAGUUAUGCCUCCGCCCGAAGCUACUCUGCAACUUGUCAGCCCAACUGGACUAAUGAUCCAUUUCAAUGCCACCAUUAUGCUGAGAAUCCCAAUGUGGACAAGUCAAGUUAGUAUCAAAGUGAACAACCAGCCAUUCGCUGGGCAAGCUAUGCCUGGCAGCUAUGCAAACUUGACUCAGCUCUGGAUAGUGGGCACCAUGAUCUCCAUCUCAUUCACCCCUAAACUUCACACGGAGGGGAUUCUCGACGAUCGUCCCAUGUACAGGUCAUUGACGGCCAUCUUCUAUGGACCUCUUCUUCUGGUUGGCAUGACAACGGGCGACCGGUCACUGACUCUUGAGGGUGAUCAUGGUGAUGUUAGCAAAUGGAUCUCACCAGCACCGUACUCGGACAAUCUCCACUCAUUCCAGCUAUCUGGCAGCAGCCCAUCUCGUAUGUACUUCCAUCAUUCAGGAUUCGAACUCUGGUAUACAACCAUGCCCGCAGAUCCGACACAGGGAACAUUCCAGCCAGACUCGACUUUCCGCGUCAUUUCUACCAAUGCAGCAACUGGGGAUUCAAUGGCUGUGGUGGUGGUAGAAUCUUUUAACUAUCCCGGGUACUUCGUCAGCAGUGCAGGUUUGAAUCAACAGCUUGCUCUGCUGCAAGAUGAUGGCAGCAGUGCGUUCCAGGAGAAGUGCCGCUUUAGCGUUGUGUCCUCUUCCGCCUCCAACAGUACGGUGAUGCUGAAGCAAGGUGACGAUUACGUCUCUACAUACAAAACAAAGAACUCUGCAGUUACUCUUCAAGAAAUCCCCGCUGAUGCUGGUGAGCACAGUGCAUUCAUCACCAGCAGCACAUUCAUAAUGGCUGACGCCAAUACGCUGUAUAAGAGCUACAGCUUCAUUGCUACAGGCAAGAAUCGAAAGUACUUGUUGGUACCAUUGAAUGCUGUUGUGGACGAAGAGUACACCGCCUACUUCAACGUCACCACUGCUGCUUGACCAAGGUCAGCUUCUUCGUGAUAACAUCACGAUCUGUAGGAACUUGUUACCACUAACCUACUUCAAGUACAUUCCAACCGGUUUCCGAGUCACUGUUGCUAGUAGUAAGCAUCAUACUGAGUACAAACUGGAUUGUGCAUACAAUUGCAAUCUAUUUGUAUAGGAAAUGCUUUCUUACCUGAAUCACUUUGGCGGCUUACUUGAGCAAUAUCUAUCAGAAUACCCUAUUCAGUUGAGAACACGCAGUAAGCGCCUGCAAGCCCCACGGACCAUAAUUAACCCACUUGGUUGACCAUUGUACCCCUCCUUCUCCCCCUCCUUUUCAUGGUUUCUCUGACUAAUAGUCUCAAAUCUUUAUUCUCACGAUGCCGGUUUGAUUUAGUCAUGGUUAAACGGCUAUACGGUGCUGCUCAAUGAGCCGCUCGGAGAUCCUAUCUCCGUGAAUACA